This is a messenger RNA of Nicotiana tabacum (common tobacco), 2995 nucleotides long. NCBI's taxonomy places the organism in Eukaryota, Viridiplantae, Streptophyta, Magnoliopsida, Solanales, Solanaceae. The record is from RefSeq and is a predicted model, not a curated record.
UUGAUAAUUUGUCUGUCACCGGAGCUUACACUACUUCGGCAAACAAAAGGAAAACAGAAAAAAGCAGCAACUAAACUGGAAACCUAUAGGCGCUAAUAUUGGUUUGCUACCAAAUUCCCCAAUUGAAACCCGUCAACGGCUAAACUCCGGCGUAGGCUCGACGAGUUUUUGUCACAUCGACAUUGCUAUUCUAGGGUUGUGUCAAGAUUGAACUGGCAGAUUCUUACCAAAGGUUGGAUUUUUAUUGGAGAAUGAAACAGUAGAUAAAAAUCUAUGACGGAAAAGUAUAAUGUUGAAGCUGCAGAAAUUCUUGCUAACGAGGCACUGCGCUUGCAAAUUUCAGAAGCAGUGCCGAUAUAUGAGCAACUUCUGUCCACGUUUCCCACUGCGGCAAAAUACUGGAAGCAAUAUGUAGAGGCACACAUGGCGGUAAAUAAUGAUGAUGCAACAAAGCAAAUAUUUAGUCGCUGUCUCUUGAACUGUCUACAGAUUCCUCUUUGGCGCUGUUACAUCCGCUUUAUCAGGAAAGUCAAUGACAAAAGGGGGAAUGAGGGUCAAGAAGAGACAAGAAAGGCUUUUGAUUUCAUGCUUAACUAUGUUGGAGCAGACAUUGCAUCUGGUCCAGUGUGGAUGGAGUACAUUGCAUUUUUAAGGUCUUCGCCUGCUCAAACCACGCAAGAAGAAUCACAACGAAUGACCUCAGUGAGGAAAGCAUACCAAAGAGCUAUUGUCACCCCAACCCAUCACGUGGAACAGCUUUGGAGGGACUAUGAGAAUUUUGAAAAUUCAAUUAGUCGAGCCUUGGCAAAAGGGCUGGUCUCUGAAUACCAACCAAAAUAUAACAGUGCGAGGGCUGUAUACAGAGAAAGGAAGAAGUACAUUGAUGAAAUUGAUUGGAAUAUGCUAGCGAUUCCACCUUCCGGCUCUUCCAAGGAGGAAAUGCAAUGGAUGGCAUGGAAAAGACUUCUAGCCUUUGAGAAAGCAAACCCCCAGAGGAUAGACAGUGCUUCUGCUAAUAAAAGAAUUGUGUUCACAUAUGAGCAGUGCCUCAUGUAUUUGUAUCAUUAUCCUGACAUAUGGUAUGAAUAUGCCACAUGGCAUGCAAAAGCUGGUUCAAUAGACUCUGCUAUCAAGGUUUUCCAGCGAGCUCUAAAAGCUCUUCCUGACUCCGAAAUGCUCAGAUAUGCUUAUGCUGAACUUGAGGAAUCACGUGGAGCCCUUCAGGCUGCUAAAAAAGUAUACGAAAAUCUUCUGGGGGAUGGAUCCAAUGCCUCAGCACUGUCUCAUAUCCAGUUUAUAAGGUUUUUAAGAAGAAGUGAAGGAGUUGAAGCAGCUCGCAAAUACUUUCUUGAUGCACGGAAAUCUCCAAAUUGCACUUACCAUGUCUAUGUAGCUCACGCGAUGAUGGCUUUUUGUCUUGACAAGGAUGCAAAGAUGGCACACAAUGUUUUCGAAGCAGGGUUGAAACGCUUUAUGCAUGAGCCUGGAUAUAUCCUUGAGUAUGCAGAUUUCCUUUAUCGUUUGAAUGACGAUAGAAACAUCAGAGCAUUAUUUGAACGAGCAUUGAGCUCACUCCCCCCAGAGGAAUCUGUUGAGGUUUGGAAAAAAUUCACUCAAUUUGAGCAAACGUAUGGAGAUCUUGCCAGCAUGUUGAAGGUUGAGCAGAGAAGGAAAGAAGCUCUUUCCAGAACAGGUGAUGAUGGAACAUCAGAGUUAGAGAGUUCGUUGCAAGAUGUUGUAUCACGCUACAGUUUCAUGGAUCUGUGGCCUUGCUCUUCAAAUGACUUGGAUCAUCUAGCACGCCAAGAGUGGCUCGCGAGGAACAUCAACAAAAAAACUGACAAACCUACUCUUGGUAUUGAGGCAGGUUCUGCAGAUAAGACUUCUUCUGGUGUUUUGUCCAACACAAAUCCCCCUGCCAAGGUUGUGUAUCCAGAUACUUCAAAAAUGACAAUUUAUGACCCAAGGCAAAUGUCAGGUCCUGCUGCUCUUGCGGUUCCAUCUGCUUCAGGCACCUUACCUUGUUCUGGUAGCAGUGGUGGACCACCAAAUGCUCUUAAUGAUAUUCUGAAAUCGUUGCCCCCUGCAUUUGCAGCGUUCAUGGCAAAUUUGCCAGCUGUUGAAGGUCCUACUCCUGAUGCUGAUUUCGUGAUAUCCGUAUGUUUGCAAAGCAACAUUCCUUUAGCAACCGGAAAAUCAGGAACCGCCUCUUUUCCGUUGCAGUCAGGCCCUGCUCCAUCUACGAGUGACAUCUCUGAUUCAAGCAAAUUCAGGUCGAGAGACAGACAGACUGGAAAGAGGAAAGACAUGGAUAGGCAAAAGGAUGAUGAAUCGUCGACUGUACAAAGCCAGCCCCUUCCUAGAGAUGUUUUCAAGAUUCGCCAAUUACAAAAAACCCGUGUUGCUAGUUCGUCUCGAGUUACUAGUUCAUACACUGGAUCAGCGUCUUAUGGUAGUGCUCUUUCUGGAGACCUCUCGGGCAGCACUGGUUGAUACAUUCCAAAUUCCUGCUAUUUGCUUCUGGCCAUUCUCUACUGUAAUUUACUUGCAAAGAUGGAGUAAUAUUUAUCAUUACAUGUCAGUAUCAAGAACUGUUACAUGUUCAAGAAAUCUAUAGCAGCAAAGAACGCUCUUCGUCUCUGCGUUUCCUUUCACAACAAGAGAACCGCGUCCGCAUCAGUCAGUGGUGGAAGGUUUCCGAGAAGGCAUCGGCCUCUAGCCCAACAAUGGAGCUAGGUGUAUACAACAUGUCGAUAUUUCUUUCAAAAGUGAGAUACCGGCUUUCAUAAAAGCGAUAUAUUAUGUAAAGUAACUGACUGAGAAACAUAACAGGAAAUUGUUCUGGUGGUUACUUUAUCUACAGUAUAGCUAGGGAUGAUAAUCUUAUUUCAGUGUGAUGGAAAUAUUUAUUUUUGUUUAUGUUGCUUUCUGGAAUUAUGAAUUUCCUCCCUUGUAUUUAAAGACCUUUUAUUGAAGUUGGACUUUGUGAAGACUA